ACGCUCAGCCAAAGUGGGCAAACUGGUGGAAACACACAAAACUACCCCAUAUCCCCCGACUUUGUUAUCACAAAUCCCCUCUUCUUUCCUUUCCCCGUCCUGCCACCACUGCAUUUUCAUGAAGAGAGCAACAUGUCGAGCUGGUCAUUAUUGACCCCCGCGGCAUGGGCACUAUACGCGAUAGACUACGUCGCGUUCAACGACCCCUGGAGAUACAUGAGCAGCAUCGCCCGCUUGAGCAUCGAUGUCGCCUCCGUCUUGAUUUUCCUUGUGCUCGUUCAUCUCCACUUUGGAAUCACGCUCGCUCGUGACGGGAGUCUCAGUCGAAGGGCGACAGUGGCGAAGAAGGUGUCCUACAUCGUCACCGUGCCGCUUUGGGCCUUGGCCCUGGCCACGUUUAGCAUCCUCCUCCGCGUUUUCACUGCCGUCGACCAGUACACCGUCCCUGAACUCUAUAUUCUGCUGGACGACCUCCUCCGGCUAGACCUAGCCUUCAUCAGCAUCUUAUUUGUUCUUUCUUUGGCCGUGGUAGUGGCGGCCGUGUGCAUCACGGUUAAGUCACGGAAAAGCCCGCCGCAUGUGCGCUAUGCGUGUUCUAUCUAUCUGGCAUCCGCCAUUUUCUGGUGCCUCGGCCGUCUCUACAUGCUCGUCGAAGCCGCCUUGUGGUCCAACCCCGCCGGCGUCUACGUCCUACGUCCCAUGUGGGGCAUCCUCCUCACUGCCAUCUUCCUUGGCGUGUGGACUUUCAUCAUCCUCACCAUGCUCUUCGCCCUCGGUGCCAAGAAGGCCGACGGCCUCUGGACGGUAAUUCCUCCCUGGGCCCAGCCCGCAUACCUCGGGCAUGCUGUUCCGGAAGAAGGAUACCACGCCUAUGGGACCCAGCCGACAUACAAUUUCGUGGAGAACUACCAGAAGAACCAGCACCCCGCGGCCUGGCAACAGCCCAUGAUGCCCGUGUCACCGACGCCUCUCGGUGAGUUGAACGCCGUGCCGCCCGUGAACGAACUGGGCGGAUACCAGCGGCCGGGGGAGCUGGGGUCGAACGCGCAGGCGUGGGAGAUGACCAGCUCGCCGGCGCCGCAAUAUGCGCACCUGUAUUCGCAGACGCAACAAGACGAAUCGGCACAGCACGGAAGUUAUGUGAAGUGACCGUCGUAAGUCCAGGAUGGAGAAGCAAGGAGAGGUGAGGGGGCGCUCAAGUUUGAUAACGAUACGGUUCAUAUGUACCAUACUACAGCAUACAGUCGGUUUCUAUAGAUGCAGCAUCUAAUCUCUAAUAUAUCACAUAACGUUACUUGCAGAGGAUCGCGGUCCCAGGGCUGGUAGUUCCAUAACUGGACAGUGAAGCCUCUUGUGCGGUCAUCACUUGUGCGGUCAUCACUUCUCUUCCGGAUCCACGUACUCCUGGGGCGCCACAAAGUCCUCGUUUUCCCACGUCUUGGCGACGUACCUACAU
This is a messenger RNA of Sodiomyces alkalinus F11, 1456 nucleotides long. RefSeq lists its product as hypothetical. The record is from RefSeq and is a predicted model, not a curated record. NCBI's taxonomy places the organism in Eukaryota, Fungi, Ascomycota, Sordariomycetes, Glomerellales, Plectosphaerellaceae. The coding region runs from base 133 to 1149 and encodes 338 amino acids. The transcript is spliced from 3 exons.